AAGGUACUCAGACCUCGACAUGCUCUCCUCCCCCUCUCUCGUUGCUUCCGUUGCUUAUACCCAAUAGCUGGCUUUGAUUGCAGCAGCGGCCUCAGUGCGCGCUCGCUCGCCAUCCUCGGCUCGUCCAGACAAUAGACACAAACGGCAACGAACCCCGACGUCGUCACUGUCGCGCGAGGACAGUCGCGCGAACAGCAGAGAUGCCCUCCUCCAAGCACGCCCCUUCGACUGUAGACGACCAACAAGAUCCAGUCGAAUCACCCUCAACAGCCCAUUUCUCUCUAUCCCGAGCCGUACACGCACGCCGCAAGGAAUACACGCGACCUCAUCGCAUCCGCAUCAAGAUCGGCACCUGGAAUGUCGCCGCGUGCCCAGGCACAGACAAGGACCUGGCCUCAUGGUUCAUAGACGGACAAGGCCUGGAGCCUUAUGCGAAUUCGCAUCUCGCCAACUUGCAUCUGUCCGAGACCAGCGUUGUCGAGAGCGAACAGCAGCAGGAUCGUGUCCCAGCGGCCGACUCGGCACAGACCGAAGACAGCCACCACAACAGCGAAGAGCCCUCAGUACGACUGCUUGGAGGUGACAAGAUCGGGCUGUACGUCCUUGGACUCCAGGAGGUUGUCAGCCUCAACCUCGUGCAGCAAUCACUAUACACGGACUCGACCACAAUUGCCAAAUGGAGGCAUGCCCUUGAGGCGGGGCUACCCAAGGGCUACGAGCUGGUUGCAUGCCAGCAGAUGGUUGGCUUGCUGUUGCUCAUCUACGCGUCUCCAGAAGUCGCAGCUACAAUCUCGAACGAGUCAACUGUGUCUGUCGGCACCGGCCUGCUGGGUUACAUGGGCAACAAGGGCGCGGUUUCGUCGCGGCUACUUCUCGGGGACACGACUAGCCUCGUCUUUGCGAAUUGUCAUCUAUCUUCCGGCCAUGACCAAACAUCACUAGAGCGUCGUUGGUGGGACUAUGGCAAGAUCCUCUCGCAGACCCGGUUCGCGCCCAUCAGCCUGACCGGCGUCGAAGAGGAUGAGGAGGCCAAGAUUGGGGACGAAGAUUACGCUUUCCUGUUCGGCGACCUAAACUUUCGUCUGGACGGGCUGCCGGGGGAGGAUAUCAAACGAAUUCUGACUUUACACACGACUGGAGAAUACGAUCUGGCCAACCCCAGCAAGAAAGUCACCGACAGGGAUGACACUGUAAUCGUAAAUCACAAUCAUCCUGAAAACGACCCCGAUGGAACCAAGACGCCUGGAAUGGUGUCGAGGGAAACGUCAUUCAACGAGGGCAUGGAUCGAAACGACGAAAGUGACGAAGAGCUUCCAGACCCUGACGACUUCAUACCAGACCCCCACGACGAUCCAGCCUCCCUUCAGGCCACGCUUGAUUCCUUGCUUCCACACGAUCAGCUAGCGCACACGAUCAAAGACCGUAAAGCGUUGCAUGAAGGUUGGCGUGAAGGCCCUAUCACAUUUCUCCCCACUUACAAGUACGAUGUUGGCACUACAAGCCAUUUCGACUCAUCUGAAAAGAAACGAGCACCAAGCUGGUGCGACAGGAUCCUGUAUCGAACUAAAAAGAACUUGCACGACUACGAGAACAGAGUCAAGGACGAGGCCGAGGCACGGAAGAAGGACGAAGAUAUGCGGAAACGUGGCAUCGACGCAGCUGCUGAUGACGAAAGUGUCUUGUUCGACUACAACCCGACAUCGGACGCCGCCAGCAGUGGCGACACCGCAGUAGCAAGUGAAAAUCUCUACGACUACGACGAAUACGAAGAAAGCGGAGAGGAGGACGGACACCUGAACACCCAAACACUUGACCGAGACGAAAUCAAGCUUGAUAUCUACACUAGCCACCAUCGGAUCACUUCCUCGGACCAUAAACCACUGGUUGGCAUCUUCACGCUAGACUAUGAGGCGGUCAUACCGGAACUGAAGGCCAAGGUGCAUGCUGAGGUGGCCAAGGAACUUGACCGAGCAGAAAAUGAAGGACGCCCAGGCAUAACGAUAGUGGUGGAUGGCAGGGAACCUAAUGAAUCGGACCAGAGCAAGAUUGUGCCCGAGGGAGACCUCGUAGACUUUGGCGAGGUAGCAUUCUUGGACAAGAAGACACGCUCAUUGACUAUUGCCAACACGGGACGGGUCUCGGCCACAUUCAGCUUCGUCGAUAAGCCCGAUAUCGAGGAUGGCAACAGGAGACCGCCACAGUGGCUGCACGCGACAUUCGCAUCUGGCGAUGAGAAGCUCUCUGGAGGUCCCGAUGCGAAUAGCAUCACAUUAGAACCUGGCGAGACGAUCAAUGCGCAUCUAGCCUUGCACGUGCGAAGCAUUGCUCUCGUCAGGGCACUCAACGCAGCGACAAGACAAUUGGAAGACGUGCUCGUGUUGCGAGUCGACGGGGGCCGUGACCAUUUCGUGCCUGUCCGGGCCAGCUGGAAGCCGACAUGCUUUGGGCGUUAUCUGGAGGAGCUCAUCCGGAUACCCCAUGGUGGGAUAGAUAAGCUCGUGGAGGAGAAACAACUCCGGGGACCUAUCCCUCGAAGUUCGGAGGUACAGAACUCGUCGCCCGCCGAGCUGUACAAGUUGACAGAAGCCAUAGAGUCUCUAUCGGAGAGGGCAAUCGCGGACGAGAACAUGAUUGAGGACUGCCACAUACCUCGCGAUUCGCCCGGGUGGCCAUUCUCCUCUGCCCUCCACGCUGCGUCCGUCAUGGACUCGCACAACGCACACGUCGCCACUAUCGUUCGGGCCCUCGAAGCAGACAAGCCCAUCCUCGACGCGCUGAACGCCGAGGUCCCCACGCUGCAACGCCUCGAAGCUGUCUGCGAGGUGCUGGUGUUGUUCCUCCGCAGCAUGCCCGACGGCAUCAUAACAGCGGCUCUGUGGGCUCAGAUUGACAGUACCAUUCCCGACCUUGGCAGGCACGGCGGGCCGUCGGUGGGCCUGGAGCAGAGCAAGAGCAUCAUCCUCGACAUCCUCUCCAGCUCGCCUUACAACAACAUCUCCUUUGUAUUCCUGACGUCCAUGCUGGGCAAGAUCGCAAAUGAUGUCAACCCUCUCAACAAGGCGGAGCUCCUGGCCAUCGCCAACAAGAGCAGUGGUGCUGGCGGCGGCGGCACUAACAUUGCCUCGCGCACGAUCCGUGGUGCCAUCGGCGUCUCUCGCGGCCUCAGCUUCCGCAGGGCUCAAGGAAACCCCACCGGCGCGACCCCUCCCAAGACGACGACAGAGGAUACCAGCAGCAGCACUACGGCUAAGGAGGUCGUCGACGAGGCGGCCGUGGACAGGCGGUUGGCAUGGGAGAGGCAGGCCGCCGAGAUCAUUGGCGGCGCCAUGUGCCGUCCUCCACAUGCACAUAUGCCUGGGGCCUCAUCUGGAGGCGGUGGUGGCGGUGGAGGUCACGCAGCAAAUAAUAAGCAGGAUCAGCAAGGUUACGAAGGGGAGGACGAGUACGACGGCUCGGCCUCGACGCUGCCGCCAGCACCACCGAUGUCGCCGCGCGAGAAGAAGAUUACGGCGCAGGACAAGACGGCGGCACUGGUGGAGAUAUUCUUCCGGAAGGAUGAGAAUGGGAUGUGACCACAUGUGUCUCCUUGCGUGGACUUGCAACAAGGAGGAGGUCCCAAUGCAGUUGAUGAUGAAGUGUGGCACUGAAAAGAUGUAUCGAGAGAAUUCAGCGUAUAAGCUAGAUCUGGUUGGGGCUAGGGAUGAUCCGAAAUGUUCUAAACCGUGGUUAAGGUUGAUUAAUUAUUGGCUAUCACAUAGCGCAGUCGAACACCGAGGGGGGGGGGGGG
Messenger RNA from Microdochium trichocladiopsis, 3787 nucleotides. RefSeq names its product Endonuclease/exonuclease/phosphatase. Gene Ontology annotation, biological process: phosphatidylinositol dephosphorylation. Gene Ontology annotation, molecular function: phosphatidylinositol-4,5-bisphosphate 5-phosphatase activity. The record is from RefSeq and is a predicted model, not a curated record. The transcript has a single exon. Lineage: Eukaryota; Fungi; Ascomycota; Sordariomycetes; Xylariales; Microdochiaceae. The coding region runs from base 201 to 3572 and encodes 1123 amino acids.